AUGGAGAAAAGGUGCAAAGUCAAACUAAACUGGAAUAUUGGGGAUGAAGAAACUCCAUUAAAAAAGCGUAGAAUUGAGAAAGACGCCAUAGUAACCAUUCACGAUAACUCGUCAAGCUCGUUGGAAAGUGAGUCAGAGGACAGCAAUGUUGAGAUUUUCGUUGACGUUUAAAGUAUACAAUGACUUUGUAAAUAUCGUAAAUAUUAAUAUAUGUGCUGACUGGUACAAACAUAUUAUAUAGAGAAUAUACAUGGGUGCUUGGAAAUACCAGAUUUAUUUCGAGUGUUGAACAUGAUAUCUCACGAGUGAGCGCAGCGAACGAGUGAGAUAUCAUGUUCAACACGAGCCUGUAUCUUCAAAUCUGCACUUUUAUCACGGUAUCACAUCUGUAUCCAGCAACAAAUGUUGGAUUGAUAUUCGUUCAUUCUUCAAGAUGAUGGGAUUCCAGAUAAAGAAGUCAACGCUUAAUGUUCAAUUAAUACAUUCGUUACUUUUUCGUUAGUUUAUGCCAUCCCUCGAUAUAUCGGUAUUAAUUACGAAAAUAACAAUAGUUUAUAAUACGGCAAUAGUAACUUCUAAAAUUAGCACUAAUUAUUCUAAUUCUUUACUCCUGUCAAUCAAAAAUUCAAAAUCAACAUUCUGACCAAUCAGAAUGCUCCAUCACCCAACUGCCGGAGAACUCAGAAUGUGUAGUUUUUGGGCAGGUGGUAUUUCUAGCUUCCCGUUCUCUCAUGCCUGCAAAUACCGCCUGCUACGCAGGGUAUCAUUACCCAUGCAUACGUUUUUGUCUUCUAAAUUUCCCCAGGAAAUUUUCCCCGGGAAAUUUAGUUGAAAACAAAAGAUUUCUUUGUCUUCUAAUUUUCCCCUGCAUGCUUGAUGAGGGAAAUUUAGAAGACAAAAGCGCACCUCAUUACCUCUUAUUGGAGAGCUGUACCUCAUCGAAAAUCAUCGGCACAACUAUGGAGAGCAUCUGACGACACUGUCCUGUACUCAUUUGAACAAUCACUUUGCCAAUUUUUAUUCUGCAAUUUUGAACAUUUCAAUUGUGGGAGAAAAUUCGGUUUAUGUGCAUGCCUAAAAAGAAUGAACACAGAGAUGUGUUUCUGCGCAUGCGUUUAUAUGAAAAGUGUUCAUCUCACAAUCAUAAGACAAUCAAACAGCAUUCAAAAGAGACUAACACACCACAUGUGAUUCCCUUGGCUACCAUGUAAUUACAAACUAAACACAUGCUUUGAGGGAAAUUAGUGAUUAAUCACUAAUUUCCUUCAAAAUAUGCGUUUACUUAUAAUAAUGCCAUACGAUGGGUUUAGAAUAUCUAUUGCCUGUUGAUGCACCUCUGGUUUAUACAUUCCUGAAGGAACUGGCCAAGAUCUAGCUGAACAAGUUGUAGACAUUCUGACCGAGAAACUACAUCUUACUGCAAGACUUUAGUGAUCUUCGAGGUACAGUUUAUCUACUGACAUAUAGAUAUAUGCACAACUGACCACAAAGAAUAAGAUACCGAGCAAUGUACAUAUGUAAAUACAGUCCUGAAUUUAAAAUAUACUUGCUUGCAAAAAGAGGCAUGGAUAAGAGGCAUGGAUGAAUCUUAACCAGUUUUGUAAUCUUGCAGCAAUUUAUUUAUGUUUCGUUUUGCUCAAUUAGAAAGUUAAGAACUUGUGUUUGCAAUUAAAUUAUCAGUCUCAUUCUGGCCUAGAACAAUUAUAUAGCACUCAAUAGUAACAUACUUAAUAACAACAUGCCUAUUGUAAAAUAAUAAGAGCGUAUAUUUCUUGCAUUUUGUUCUAGCUGUACAUGCAGAUGGACAAUACCAAGCUAACACAUUUCAGGAUAAAUUUUUGGAAUUGUUAGGAGCAUAUCAUCAACCUGACCCAUACUUUCUUCUGCUCUGGGAUGUUUCGCACUGGAUGGAUAUUGUCAUGGUUCAUCUCCGUGAAGAUUCAGAUUCUUCCAAGUUUCUUACAUGUCUCAUCAAGUGA
Messenger RNA from Paramuricea clavata, 1979 nucleotides. The record is from the annotation of a GenBank genome assembly. Lineage: Eukaryota; Metazoa; Cnidaria; Anthozoa; Malacalcyonacea; Plexauridae.